Molecule: messenger RNA, 2364 nt
Organism: Brettanomyces nanus
Lineage: Eukaryota; Fungi; Ascomycota; Pichiomycetes; Pichiales; Pichiaceae
Exons: 1
Coding region: 1-2364 (787 amino acids)
Biological process (GO): nucleolar large rRNA transcription by RNA polymerase I
Cellular component (GO): RNA polymerase I core factor complex
Molecular function (GO): RNA polymerase I transcription regulatory region sequence-specific DNA binding; RNA polymerase I general transcription initiation factor binding
Source: RefSeq, a predicted model, not a curated record
AUGCUUCCACAUGAUGAUCAUAUAGGAAUACAGCUUGCUUAUGGACUAUAUGGUCCCGCUGUGUUUAAUGUCAAAGAAGCAAUAGGUCAGAUAAGCGGUGAUGAGCCUCGAUUGUUUGAUAUGGCAAGAGAACGUAGGCUUCAAAAGACACAAAUUCAGGUAGUUGCAAAAUCAUUCAAGGUGGAGGUGCCUUCACAGAAGGGAAAUACGUCUCUUGGGUCUAGCAGACCGGGUCUUUCUCAGCAUGUGAGUACAAGCUUGGCAAUACCCUCAGACGUUAUCUGCUCGCAUAAGAUCUUUGAGGAAAGUAAGAUGGACAUUUCUACUGUCGGUUCGGAUUCUUAUGAUCCUACCUUUGGUGAUCUAAUGUCGAUAUGUUCUAUAAGUACUGUUAGCACUAGAAAAGCAUCUGUGCACGAGUUGAAGCUUGUAGCCACUGCUGCGGGUGAGUUUGGUAAUGUGGUCACGUUUGGAUUGAUGGAUUUGGCGAAAAGAGAACCACGGUUUGGGCGUACCUACACAGUGGGUGUUAAUGAAGUUGUCAAACAAAUUGAAGUGCAGCGUGUUUCUCGCAGAGGUGUUGUAGCUGCUAUUAGAACGGAUGGAUCAAUAUACUUGCUUCGGCUUUUAAUGGUGGGUGGAAAUAGCCUUGAUGUCAGCCGAAUUGAUGAGAUACGUUGUGAGUUAAUUGCCAACAAUCAUUUCGCCUUUAUGUCUCUGGAUGCUGCUACAACCAGAUCUAUUGCUGUGAUAGAUAUUGCCGGUAAUUUCGCUCUGUUCAGAAUAUCGGUCAAUCAUAGACCUUUUUACUACAAUUGUACUUUGGUUCCAUUGCAGAUCAAUACCAUCAACGAUCCUGUCGAGUUUUCCAACUUCAAGAAGAUAGUGUUCAAUCGGAGCAGGAAUAAGUUGUAUCUUCUUAACAGGACGUCCCUUCAUGAGUACAAUCUCACCAAGGGUACUAUGAAGUGCAAAGUAGUUGCCGGUUCUUGGUCGAAGAUUCUUGAUUUUGUGCCCUUGGAUGGGUUACGGGCCAUUUUUGUCAUGCUCACUUCGAAGGAGUUGAUUGUAGUUGAUGCCUCCGUGGGCUUCAAGAGGUUGCUUGCCUGGAAGCAUUUUCUUUCCGAGGCGGAUUCUUCCUGGAAGUUAACCGUUCUGCCCCUGAAGAACUCCGUUAACUAUCUUUGCCUAAUAAGAUCGAUGAUCACCAAUUUUAUCUACGUUGUCGAGUUGAAAAUUGGAGAAUCAGGCCCAAAAGUCAUAGAUGAUCCUUACUAUAUUAUUACACAUCCUUCUGCUCCUGUCAAUUCGAUGAUAGUUUUACCUCUCCAGAACGAUCAUCAUUACCUUUGCCAACAAAUAAGUCCAGAUCUUGAAAUAUCCAGCUGCUUGUUGAACUUUACUACCACAAGAAAUACCUUUCCGCUUCCUCUAAGAAGGCUUGCCAGUUAUUCGAAUCCUCCUUUGAUCGGAAAUAUGCCAUCCUACUCAACUAGACUUUUUCUUGAGCUUUUGGGAGAGCAACAGUAUAUUCAGUGUAGCGUGAUUGAGCAACUCGCUUCAUCGUUCAAAGACCUCAUGACACAUGGUUCACAAUUUGGUAAGUCAUUCGCAAACUAUUGUAAAUUUCCAACUAGGGGUAUGGACCCUGAAUAUUCGUCUUUGGAAGCUGAGGUAAUGCGACUAAUAGACAAAACUCACAGUGUGGAAGAAGAAGAAGAAUUGAAAUUUACGAUAUCUUCGAAUAUUUGGGUUUCCCCAGAAAACGUAAGAAAGACGUUAAUUCAUGAUAUCGACAGCUUCGAUGAAUUUCGAGAGAUUACCACUUUUUUCGAACGUCUUUACUCUAGUAAUGAUGACACCAGGCGGUUCAUAUUACAGUAUCUUCCGCUCAGUCUUCUUUCCUUUUGCGAUGUUGACUCCAGCAAGGAUAAACUUAGCAAGGAGUUAGAAGAACUUCAGAAGCAGCUUUCUGAUGACUUCCGGGAUAUAUUAUCUUCAUUUGAGACCGAUAUGGAUCUCGCCUCAAGGUUUGAUGAUGUGGACGAAUCUUCCAUGGGAUUGUCACAACUCGAAGUAGGUGACUCUCAAGAGAUGUCGGUUCCUCAAGUAUCGCAGACUCGAUCACACUCACAAUUGCUUCAGCGCCAUCGUCAUCGUAUGCCAUCCAGAAUAGAGAAACCUCAACUAGCCGCUUCACAGCCUCAUUUAGAAGGGCCUCCCGGUGGCUUUGGAUCGCAGUCGAACGUUAAUAUCAAUAUAUCGUCAUCGCAAACCAGCUCUCUUGAAUCCCAAACGUUUUCUCUAUCUCAGAAUAGAAAAUCACUCAAGAAAAGGAAAAAGAGAAGAACCGGUUUCAUGUAA